CCACGUGUGACGUCAUAUGUGCUGCGUCCAUGUUUUCCUCAGCAGGAGGAGAGAGUGUGAUGAUGAGGAUGAUGUGUUUUAACGUUGUUUGCUGACAUGACGGGUCCUGUAGAUAAUAACACACCUGCUGUAACCCUGACUACCCGACACCUUUACGGUCGUUAUUGUUAUUACCGAGCGUAACAUCGCGAUGUGUCAGCCUGCAGCUCGGUGUGAAUGAAAGGAGGGAGGAGCUGCUCUAUAGAUCCGGUUCUUUCUGCUGAUCUCCUGUGGACCAAAGAAUGCCAUCCCUGUCGGAGGACCUGCAGGAGGUGCGGAGUCGGGCUGAAGUGUGUCUGUACUCUGGUGGCAGGGUGGUGGAGGUGCGAGCCGGGGUGAUGGCUAUGGCUAAUCUGUCCUUACCCCCCUGCUCCAAAUACCGGCACAUCGCUGCAGAGACCAUGGUUACAGAGAACAGCUUCGGCAGCAACAGGAAGGAGACCCUUGCUUCUCUCCAGAGACUGUCGACUGCUUUGAACAUCCUGGAGAAGUACGGCUGUAACUUAACGAAUCCCAACAGGCCGAAAUACUGGAGGACGGUGAAACACAACAACCCAGUGUUCAGGGCCACCGUCGAUGCGAUUCAGGGAGGACGAGCAGUGCUCUGUCUCUAUGGUUACUCCAAUCAGCAGGCCGAUGGGCUCAGCUUCCCUGAUGAUGUCACAGACCCGGAUGUGGGCCGAGUUGCUGCAGUGACCCUGGAAGUGAUGAGUCUGAGGAUCGAGCUAGAAAUGCUUAUUAAGGAGACUCACCCACACCCUGAGUUCUACGAGAGAAUCAUACCUACACUCAGACAUAAGGAUGUCGGUCUGAACACUGACGCUGUGAUCUUCCAGUCCUCCUCGUCUUCGGGACAUUCAAAGGGUCAGACCAAGUCUCUGGCCUUCCCCCUCCACCAUCACUCCUCCAGGAAGAGCAGCCACUCCCUGUCCUCCAACCACCAGAGUCUCAGGUCCAUCCAGGUCUCCUCCACCUCCUCCAACAAACACCCCGAGAAUUGCACUAUCUGUGAAAUAUUCCGAAUCUCCGCCCACUGCCUCACCUGUCUCCAGGGGCUCUGCUCAGAGUGUGACCGACUGUACCACUCCUACCCUGAGAGGGCCAACCACCGCCGAGUGGCUGUCACAUCAUCGUCAUCAUCUUCUUCCUCAUCUUCAUCAUCCCAAAACAGGAGCAGUCAAAGUUCCACCUGGCGUUGUCUUCACUGUACCAAAGUGAACUCUGUGCAGGACGUGCUGUGUGAGGAGUGUGAGCGCCCCCGCAUGGACUCGAUCACCUCUAAAACUGACGACUUGCUAUCUGCCAACGUCACUGAGUGGCAGUGUAAGAGCUGCACGAUGGUGAACGCAACCGGCAGUGUUCUGUGCGAGGUGUGUGAGAGGCCUCGUCUGGCCACACGACCUCCAGUGACCCCGUCACACCCUCCCAUCCUCCCUCCCAGACCACCAGCACCUGUACUGGGCAUGCCCGGUGACCCUGACAGCCAGUGGGUGUGUCAGUUCUGCACUUAUCUGAACUACUCGCCUGCGACAGUGUGCGAGAUGUGUGACCUCUCCCACCCAGAGCCUGCACCUCUGCCCGUGAAGCUCCGCCCUCCUUCUCCCGUUAGACGUGUCCCCGCCCUGUCAAUCAAACACAAAGGGCCCGCCUCCGAGGACCAGGACUCGUUGAGGCAAAGGCUGAUGAAGGAGGAGGGACUGAAGCUGAUUCGACUGAUCCGAGAUGGGGAGAAGAAAGGAGUGAGUCCAGAGGAGGUGUACACGAGCGUGAAGGUAACGAGGGACAGCAGCAUCCUGCCGUGCAAGUGGUUGAAGGCUGAACUUCCUCUGCUGUUGGACCACAUUCGAACGUUGGCAUCAGCUUCUUCUCUACAGUCUGAGAAGAGCUCAACAGAGGGCACAAGCAGGUCGUGUGAUGCGCCUGCCGAGACUGAUGGGAAAGAAACAGAAAGCGGGGUCCAGCUGUCCAGAGCAGAAGCAAAGCAGGCCUGGCUGACAGCAGGGGGCGACACUGAGCGAGCUGCCAAACAGGCUCUGAGAGACCGACUGGCAAAGGUGAAGGAGCUGUGUGCACUCGGAUUCAGCGACGAGAAUCACUGUCAUGACGUUUUGAGGCAGAGUGGUGGGGAGGUCAGAGGGGCCUUGGUCCUGCUGCAGCGCCCCCUGCUGGAACCUUUUCAUAAGCGUGUUUGGAGCGACAAACCUGAGCAACCUGUGGAUAUCCAUCACCCAGACAAACAGCGCAUCUGUCGAAGAUUGCUAGCAGUGUACGAUCUUCCCAGUUGGGGUCGCUGUGAGCUGGCCCUGUCGCUGCUGCUGGAGCACAGCGCCCCCUAUUCUUUGGAGGACGUAGUGACAGCUGUGCGAGAGUCCCAUGACAGGGAGUUCAUCAAGAGAGUUUUGGCUAAAGAGUGUCCCAUCUGUCUCUCUGUCUUCCCCCACAGCAAGAUGCAGUCUCUGACGUCGUGUCAGUGCUCGGUGUGCUGUGGAUGUUUCCAGCAGCACUUCACCAUUGCUGUCAGAGACAAACACAUCAGAGACAUGGUGUGUCCAGUCUGCUGGGAGCCCGACAUCAAUGACCCUGAACACCUCAACAGCUACUUCUCCACCCUGGACAUCCAGCUGCGAGAGUGUCUGGAGUCAGAAGUGUAUGAGCUGUUCCAUAAGAAGCUGACGGAGCAGGCCCUCAUCAAGGACCCAAAGUUCCUCUGGUGCUGUCACUGUUCAUAUGGGUUCAUCUACGAUGGAGACCAACUGAAGGUCACCUGUUUUCAGUGUCGGAACAGUUUCUGUGCUCAGUGUAAAAAGCCUUGGGAGUCUCAGCAUGCAGGCCUGUCCUGUGAACAGUACCAGUCAUGGAAGAGAGAGAAUGAUCCAGAGUAUCAGAGACAAGGCCUGGCUGGAUACCUCCGAGACAACGGCAUCACCUGCCCAAACUGUCGCUUUCAGUAUGCGCUGUCUAAAGGAGGCUGCAUGCAUUUCUGCUGCUCACAGUGUCGCUACCAGUUCUGCAGCGGCUGCAACAACCCUUUCCACACUACGUGUGCGGUGGACGAGUGCAGUGUUUCUGGAUUACAUGCUCAUCACCCCAGAGACUGCCUCUUCUAUCUGAGAGACUGGGAACCUUCCAGACUACAGGCUCUACUGCAGAAUAAUGGCGUGACCUUCAACACUGAACCGUCUCCUGGAACACAGACAGGUCAGUGCGGAGUGAUCGAGCAGAAGGAUGAAGGAGGACAGCAGCCGGAUUCAGCCUGCGGAGCUCAGACUCAACCUGGACACGCUGGACUCUGCGAGAAACAUUACCGGGAGUAUCUGGUCAGCCUCAUCAACAGCCACUCCAUCGACCCCGCCCCCCUCUACAGCUCCAAUGAGCUGCUGCUGGCCUGCAAGAGGUACAAGGUGGACGACAGCCGCAGGGACGGAGAGGACAGCUUCACCUAUUUCAGCAGACUGCUGGAGAAACUGAUGGAUGAGGUAACGCUCGGCGACAAGGUGCCACGCAAGAAAUAACGGGUGCUUGCUUCGUGCUUCCUGCAGAUGUAAACAUCUGGACCUGUUAACUUCAAACUCAUCUACACGAGACAACAGGAGACUUUCUCUAAGCUCUGGCUCUGGAAAAGUUCAGCUCAUGUUCUGCUCUGCCAUGAAUGUCUGUUUCAAAUCGAUAAGAAAGGGACAUUCUUUUCAUGAAUAGAUUAGGCUUUGCUGUAACCAGAUGUCUGAAUUCAAAGAAAAGACUUUGAAUAUUAUCUUUGAACUUAUGAAAUCUGACCAUUCUGUUGAUGAACUUGUGGAACACUUGUAUCAUUGGUUCUUUUGAUACUCAAUUGAGAAUCCAAAAUCUUACAAUUACUGACCUCGCAAUGGGACUCAGCACCUCCUCCUCAAAACUACCUAAGAAAAAAAUACUAACCUGAAGAAAACAAAAGACCCAAAACUACCUGUGGUCUCCAGCCCAAACUAAACUAACAAAGUAAAUGAUAAGUAUAGUGCUUCUUGUCUUUUGACUACUCAAAGAGCUGCUAUGUAAAGUGACCAUCAGUAUUAACUAAUACCAUUCAAACACAUUCAUACACCAUUGACGAAGCAGCUUGAGCAACUUGGGGUUAAGUGUCUUUCCCAACGACACAUUGUACAUGUUGCAGCAGGAGCUGGGGAUCAAACCCCGGACCUUCCGGUUGAGAGAUGACCGACUU
Molecule: messenger RNA, 4237 nt
Organism: Labrus mixtus (cuckoo wrasse)
Lineage: Eukaryota; Metazoa; Chordata; Actinopteri; Labriformes; Labridae
Product: E3 ubiquitin-protein ligase RNF31-like
Exons: 24
Coding region: 282-3551 (1089 amino acids)
Biological process (GO): protein linear polyubiquitination
Cellular component (GO): LUBAC complex
Molecular function (GO): K48-linked polyubiquitin modification-dependent protein binding; K63-linked polyubiquitin modification-dependent protein binding; ubiquitin protein ligase activity
Source: RefSeq, a predicted model, not a curated record